Molecule: messenger RNA, 528 nt
Organism: Mycena indigotica
Lineage: Eukaryota; Fungi; Basidiomycota; Agaricomycetes; Agaricales; Mycenaceae
Product: PIG-P domain-containing protein
Exons: 4
Coding region: 1-528 (175 amino acids)
Source: RefSeq, a predicted model, not a curated record
AUGAGUGGGUCAAGUUUCAAAACGCGUGACGGCUCAUCUGUAAAGAUGCAGCAGAGUGACAACCCAACUUCUCCAACAUCUCCUAUUGCCCCCUACCCUCCAGAAUACCGCAGCCGUGCGCCAGAAUUCUACGGCUUCGUUGCUUGGACUUCAACAUCGUUCCUUUACGUUGUCUACCUUCUGUGGGCAUUGCUACCUGACGAAUGGAUCAAAUGGCUCGGCGUCGAAUGGUAUCCCAGUCGCGAAUGGGCUAUACUUGUGCCAGCAUACAGCGUUGUCGUUGCGCUCCUCACAUAUUUUGUCUAUUUUGCGCUUGCUCUGCUCGCGACCCCGUCAUUCUCCGACUCUAGCGCCAUUACUGAUUCGCGUGCUCUGUGGCCGCCGCUCAAGCACGGCGGACCCAAUCCUUACUUGGCCUAUGCUAACCCGAAUCAAGUCCCGGAAAUCUAUGAUCUCCCCAUCGGACUGGUCAAUCGUGUGGCUUAUGGGCCUUGGACGAGUAGGAAUACAAGCUUUCAGACCGAAUGA